Molecule: messenger RNA, 3234 nt
Organism: Ectocarpus sp. CCAP 1310/34
Lineage: Eukaryota; Phaeophyceae; Ectocarpales; Ectocarpaceae
Source: the annotation of a GenBank genome assembly
AUGGCCAUCACCGCCUCGGCGGUUACCGCGCAGAAGACCCUCUUCCUGUCCAACGUAGCGGAAGGACCGAACUCCGGCUGGGACGACUUUGACGUCGGCGUCGGCGGGGCCGUCGGCCUGUCGGGAGGCACGCCUCAGGUGGCUUUCCACGAGUGCGAGCUCCGGCGCAAUAACGCCACCGACAACGGAGGAGCGGUCUAUUCGGAUUCCGGCGCUAGCAUCACCGUGACUUCCACCUUGCUCGACGGGAACUGGGCGGGGGGAUACGGCGGCGGAGUCUACGCGAACGGGGGUGUCGCACAGGUUGACGUGCUCGACAGCGUCUUCACAGGGAACUUCGCCUCCGACAUGGCGAGCUGGUCAUCGUCUGUGUCGCACGCAGGAGGAGCCCUCUACAUCGUCGGUCAGGCGGCGGUCUCCAUCAAGUCGUCCAGUUUUACCGGCAACGGAGCGGAGGGCGCUGGUGCCGCGUAUUUUUAUGGCAGCAACAGUAUUUCCGUCGAGGGCUCGUCGUUUGUGGGGAAUCUCGGGAACGCCCAAGGCGGGGGAAUCAUGAUCAUCAACGAAGGUCCCUUCGACGUCAACUUCACGGACACGGUUCUUUCGGACAACUGGUCCGGCGGCAAUGGCGGGGGGCUGUGGGCCUUCCUCAACGCGGGCAACCUGAUCCUCCUCCGCACCAACUUCUCCAACAACGCGGUCGCGUACCGGGAGGGCUUCUUCGACGUCCCAGGUUCUCACCGCGGCGGAGGCGUUUGGGUCUCCGGUAACGGGGAGAUGACCGUCCAGGCGGAGGGCUGCCACCUGGAGGGGAACGAGGCCGACGCGCAAGGGGGCGGGAUGGCCGUCGACGGCGGCGUGUUGCGCGCGGCCGACUGCGGGUUCUCGGGCAACGUGGCCGGUCGCGGCGGCGCGAUCGCCGCGGCCAGGGAGGACGACGAUUCGGCGGCGGUGGUCUUCGUGAGCGGCGGUUACAUGCGGGGGAACUCCGCGGAGCUUAUCUCCUGGAACCUCUGGUACGGGUACGGGGGCGGCCUGUUCGCCCAGGACGGCGCGCAGGCGGUCCUGGACGGGGUCGCGUUGGACGGGAACUCCGCUGGGUUCGGGGGGGGGGGGUCCCUGUCGGCGGGGUCGGCGGUGUCCGCCACCGGCGGGACCAGCUUCACGUCCAACGUCGCCGAGAUCGGGGGCGGCGCUGUCAACACCUGGGGGAGCGGCAGCAGCUUCUGGGCGUCGGAAGGGUGCGGCUUCACCGGCAACGUGGCCGGGGGCGCCGCCGCCGCCGCCAGGUCGACCUCCAGCGGUAGCGACAGCAGCGGCGACAGCUACAGCCCGACGGUGGACCCGGGGGGCCCCGCGGGCGGCGCGAUCUACGUCACGAACGGGGGGGCCGUCGCUGAGAAUGGCUCGGACCUGACGGCGGCCGGGUGCGCGUUUGCCGACAACCAGGCGGGUGGCGGCGGCGGAGGCGUGUACGGAACGGGGGAGGAGACGAGGGUCAUCGUGGAAUCAAGCUCGUUCACGGGUAACGCUGCCGAGAAGGUUGGCGGAGGUCUGCGGGCGUUUUUGCUGGGGGUCCUUCGCACGGAGAGCUCUCGUUUCGAUGGCAACCACGCAGGGGAGCAAGGUGGCGGCAUCCACUGCUUCGAGUGCGCCCUGUGGGCGGUAAACAGCACCUUCGAGGGCAACACGGCCACAGGGGACGGCGGGGGAAUGACAGUGUCGUCGACCAGCACCGCCAACAUCAACUUCUGCCACUUCAUCGAUAAUUCAGCCGUGUACGAUGGCGGCGCGAUAUCCGUCGACACCGUCUCUGGCGGCUCCAGCUCGGGGGAGGAGACGAGCGCUUCGAUGCAGGCCCUGAAUGCCACGGUGGACGACGAGAGCUCGGUGGACCUACUCUGCCAGAACACAACCUUCGUCGGCAACGUUGCCGGCGAGAGAGGCGGCUCUCUCUACUCCAACACGGAUUCGAGAAUCGAGAUGCAGGACUGCAACUCUACCUCCAACAGCGCUACCCUCGGCGGGUCAAUCUACAUGUCCAGGAGCGAGCUGGAGCUGAGGAACUGCCUCUUCGUGGGCGAUACGGCGUUUCCCCGUUCUUUGGUCUCGCGGUACGGAAUGCCACGAAAAUGCCACAUGAAAACGCCGAGCCGAGCCGAGCCGAGCCGAGCCGAGCCGAGCCGAGCCGAGCCGAGCCGAGCCGAGCCGAGCCGAGCCGAGCCGAGCCGAGCCGAGCCGAGCCGAGCCGAGCCGAGCCGAGCCGAGCCGAGCCGAGCCGAGCCGAGCCGAGCCGAGCCGAGCCGAGCCGAGCCGAGCCGAGCCGAGCCGAGCCGAGCCGAGCCGAGCCGAGCCGAGCCGAGCCGAGCCGAGCCGAGCCGAGCCGAGCCGAGCCGAGCCGAGCCGAGCCGAGCCGAGCCGAGCCGAGCCGAGCCGAGCCGAGCCGAGCCGAGCCGAGCCGAGCCGAGCCGAGCCGAGCCGAGCCGAGCCGAGCCGAGCCGAGCCGAGCCGAGCCGAGCCGAGCCGAGCCGAGCCGAGCCGAGCCGAGCCGAGCCGAGCCGAGCCGAGCCGAGCCGAGCCGAGCCGAGCCGAGCCGAGCCGAGCCGAGCCGAGCCGAGCCGAGCCGAGCCGAGCCGAGCCGAGCCGAGCCGAGCCGAGCCGAGCCGAGCCGAGCCGAGCCGAGCCGAGCCGAGCCGAGCCGAGCCGAGCCGAGCCGAGCCGAGCCGAGCCGAGCCGAGCCGAGCCGAGCCGAGCCGAGCCGAGCCGAGCCUCAAGGUGCCGACCGGUGCCAUCGUCUACGCCCUCGGCGCCAAGGCCGGCUCCCACACCGAGUUUGAGGCUCAGGACUGCUCCUUCAUUGGCUGGACCGGCACCAACGUGGUAUUGGCGGACCAGACGGGGAUGCUUCACUUGGACGGGUGCGACUUCAGCGAGAGCACGGCCAGCGGCAUGGUCAACGUACAGGACGGAGGGACGCUUGCUGUAGUCAGGAACGCACGUCUAGGCACGAGCAACUACCAGGCUAUCAACUACGGCGCGGACUUGGAAACCCCGUUGGAAGCCGAAAACUCUUCCGUAUCGAUUUUCGGGUCCAACGUCGCCGGCUGCGAGCUAAGCGGCUGCUCCGGCAACGAGGGAUGCAUCGAGGGCGACCUGGGCGUCUACUGCUACUGCUACAUCUCUGUCGUGGACACUACCUCUGUGAGUCGAGUCGAGUCGGAGUCUUUGCAGUAG